Molecule: messenger RNA, 1146 nt
Organism: Alnus glutinosa
Lineage: Eukaryota; Viridiplantae; Streptophyta; Magnoliopsida; Fagales; Betulaceae
Product: ATP synthase subunit alpha, chloroplastic
Exons: 3
Biological process (GO): proton motive force-driven ATP synthesis
Molecular function (GO): ADP binding; proton-transporting ATP synthase activity, rotational mechanism; ATP binding
Source: RefSeq, a predicted model, not a curated record
AUGGCGGUUCAUCUAUUGGGGAUCCCAUUGCCCUACCAACCCAAGAUAUGCUUAAAAGCAACAGGAAGAAUUGCUCAGAUACUCGUAAGUGAGGCUUUUUUAGGUCGUGUUAUAAAUGCCCUAGCUAAACCUAUUGAUGGUCGAGGGGAAAUUUCAGCUUCUGAAUCUCGGUUAAUUGAAUCUCCCGCUCCUGGUAUUAUUUCUAGACGUUCCGUAUAUGAGCCUCUUCAAACAGGACUUAUUGCUAUUGAUUCGAUGAUCCCUAUAGGACGUGGUCAGCGAGAAUUAAUUAUUGGGGACAGACAGACCGGUAAAACAGCAGUAGCCACAGAUACGAUUCUCAAUCAACAAGGGCAAAAUGUAAUAUGUGUUUAUGUUGCUAUUGGUCAAAAAGCAUCUGCUGUGGCUUAGGUAGUAACUACUUUACAAGAAAGGGGAGCAAUGGAAUACACGAUUUUGGUAGCUGAAACGGCGGAUUCUCCGGCUACAUUACAAUACCUCGCUCCUUAUACAGGAGCCGCUCUGGCUGAAUAUUUUAUGUACCGCGAACAACACACUUUAAUCAUUUAUGAUGAUCUGUCCAAACAAGCACAGGCUUAUCGCCAAAUGUCUCUUCUAUUACGAAGACCACUGGGUCGUGAAGCUUAUCCAGGAGAUGUUUUUUAUUUGCAUUCACGACUUUUGGAAAGAGCCGCUAAAUCAAGUUCUCAUUUAGGUGAAGGAAGUAUGACUGCUUUACCAAUAGUUGAGACCCAAUCGGGAGAUGUUUCGGCUUAUAUUCCUACUAAUGUAAUUUCGAUUACAGAUGGACAAAUAUUCUUAUCUGCCGAUCUAUUCAAUGCUGGAAUCAGACUUGCUAUUAACGUGGGUAUUUCCGUCUCCAGAGUAGGAUCCGCAGCUCAAAUUAAAGCCAUGAAACAAGUAGCCGGCAAAUUAAAAUUGGAAUUGGCGCAAUUCGCAGAAUUAGAAGCCUUUGCACAAUUCGCUUCUGAUCUCGAUAAAGCUACUCAGAAUCAAUUGGCAAGAGGUCAACGAUUACGUGAGUUGCUCAAACAAUCUCAAGCAGCCCCUCUCACGGUGGAAGAACAGAUAAUGACUAUAUUUUCUGUACAGAACGUUCACUACAUUGUAACUUACCAUCAUUAG